Messenger RNA from Annulohypoxylon truncatum, 1786 nucleotides. RefSeq lists its product as uncharacterized. The record is from RefSeq and is a predicted model, not a curated record. Lineage: Eukaryota; Fungi; Ascomycota; Sordariomycetes; Xylariales; Hypoxylaceae. Gene Ontology annotation, cellular component: oligosaccharyltransferase complex. Bases 206 to 1195 code for a protein of 329 amino acids. The transcript is spliced from 4 exons.
CGCGGCCGAUGGAGCUAGGUGCCACCCAAGCUUCAAUCCCCAAUCUCCAAUUGAGGACACCUUUUUGAACUUCAAAGCCGGACUGACGACGCAUUUCACCGCGCCAUCGUAUUUUUUUCAUUCACGUCAAUUGUGCGCAAGCACAACGUUCCUGUUUAUACUUGACUCUAUUUCUUUACGAGGUAACCUGUAAAUUACCGUCAAUAUGCGCUGGUUGCCUCUUCUCAUUUCGUUCGCCCUUCCCUUUGGGUCCUUCGCUGCCAAGAAAUCGUCAUCAGUUGAUCGAUUUGGUGAAUUGCAUGCGCAAGCUCUAUCAUCGUCUCCCUUGAAGCUAACCGACUCGACCUACAAGAAGCUUACUUCAGUUCCUCGCGACUACUCGGCGGCUAUCCUAUUAACCGCAUUGGAACCGCGCUUUGGUUGUCAACUCUGCACUGACUUCCAGCCGGAGUGGGAUGUGCUAGCCAAGAGCUGGACCCGGGGUGACAAGAACGGCGAGUCUCGUUUGGUCUUCGGGACGCUUGACUUUGCUCAAGGAAGAGAUACCUUCAUUGCGCUUGGUCUUCAGUCUGCUCCAGUACUGCUCCUCUUCCAGCCUACAACUGGUCCACAUGCCGCCACCACUCUCGAGGCUAUUCGUUAUGACUUCAACGGGCCCCAAACUGCUGAGAAGGUUCACGAAUGGAUUUCUCGUCACUUACCCGACCGGCCUCACCCGCCUGUGAGCCGCCCAGUUGACUACAUCGGAUGGGUGGUGACAAUCGUCGGCGCUUUGGGCGUAUCUGGAGUUAUCUUCAAGUCGUGGUCAUUCAUUCUACCCGUCAUCCAGAACCGCAACGUCUGGGCGGGCUUGAGCUUGAUCGGCAUUCUCAUGUUCACGAGUGGCCACAUGUUCAACCAGAUCCGAAAAGUACCGUAUGUGGCCGGAGAUGGACGUGGUGGUAUUAGCUACUUCGCCGGUGGAUUCCAGAACCAAUUUGGACUCGAGACGCAAAUCGUUGCCUUCAUGUAUGGUAUCCUAUCUUUCGCCACCAUAUCUCUAGCUGUAAAGGCCCCGAGAACCCGAGACCCUAAGCUGCAACAGAUCGCUGUUAUAGUCUGGGGUGUUAUCAUGUGCGUCAUGUACAGUUUCUUACUUUCUGUCUUCAGAGUCAAGAAUGGCGGCUACCCGUUCAGAUUCCCCCCUUUCAUGUAAACAAUCGCAGAUACUCUGCAGGGGAAGGAGCACGUACCUAGGUAGUUUCGGUGGCUUGACAAAAAGGAGAUCGCCAUGUCGGGUAUUAGCAUGCGGCGCAAAGCAGUCGUCCUCCAUGCAUGCAAACGGUGGGAAUUGUAAAGGUUGCCUAGGUGGUCUUACCCUAGGUCUCUGGGUAGCGGGAUUAGACCAAAAUAGAAAAGAAAAUAUAUGACACGUCUCCUGCAUCUUGAAAUGUGAUGUUGUAUAUCGUCUUAUCUCGCGAACAUUGCAGAGUCUAAGCCAACAGGCUUUGCUUUAUAGAGGUCUAUUCGCAACCCGAGCAAACAGGAGAUGAUUUGUUGAUACUUAGGUACAUACCUACGUACCCAGUCAUCGUUCGAGUCGUCGGUGCCUACCCAUCUAUUGGUACCUGGUAAGGGUCGAGUAGCAUCUAACGGGAUUAGAUGCCAUACAUCGUACCAAGAAAGCGACAUCCCUUUUUGUCUAUUUUGUACUGCCCGAUAUAAAUACAUAUUUAGUGACUUUGUAGUAAUAAUAACAUUUAGUUUCUAUUUCACAUGUUAGUAAAAUCUGCAAAGUUGAAUUUAA